GAUACGCAUUUUAAUUAUUUUCCCCUGUGGUCGCGUUAGAAAGGUAGAAAACUCCAAGCCAGCUACUUUUGAACAGUACCUAUACCUAUAUAGUACUCUCCCCUCUUCCUACUGGCCGGUACAGAAGGAAGAAACAAGGAAGAGGAAGAAGAAGAAUGAGUUCCCUCUCCAGGUUUAUACUGGUAGUUUUGAUCACCAUCAUUUUCAAUGCCGGAAAUCCAGUGAUUGGUCAUGGAGCAUCCGCCAUGGCCGGAACUCCAAUCUGCCAUAGAUGUACAGAUUACAUCAUAGCCGCCUGCAGAGUGACCCUGUAUCCAAGACUCUGCUUCAAGUCCCUGCAAGUUUUCGCUACCAACAUCAACCGCAACCAACAUAGGUUGUCCCACGUCUCCUUUGCCGUGAGCCUGUUCCAUGUGAACAGAACCUUGGGGACGAUCUCAAGCAUGUCGACGACCACCUGGAAUGGAAGAGGACAGGGCGCUUUGAAAGACUGUAUAGAGAUUCUUGCUGACUCUGUUUAUCAGAUCGAGAACUCCAUGAGGGAGUUGAGGAUCAUUAGCAGGGGUGACGUGAUGUUCCAUGUCGGCAACAUCCAGACUUGGAUGAGUGCGGCGCUCACCGACGAAGAUACCUGCGCCGACGGCUUCGAUGGCGUCGAUGGCAGAUUGAAGUUUACUAUUAGGAGGAUGAUGAGGAAGCUCGAGAGGCUGACCAGCAAUUCCUUGGCAAUCUUUAACACCUACGCUACUAACAUCACAAAAAAUCAGGUUCACUAGAUACAGAAGAGUUUGUGCUCUGUUAUUUCUAUAAUUAAAUGGUGUUAUACAAUGUUUAA
This is a messenger RNA of Nymphaea colorata (pocket water lily), 835 nucleotides long. Its product is annotated as 21 kDa protein-like. Lineage: Eukaryota; Viridiplantae; Streptophyta; Magnoliopsida; Nymphaeales; Nymphaeaceae. The record is from RefSeq and is a predicted model, not a curated record. The coding region runs from base 156 to 776 and encodes 206 amino acids. Gene Ontology annotation, molecular function: enzyme inhibitor activity. Gene Ontology annotation, biological process: negative regulation of catalytic activity. The transcript has a single exon.